AUGGCGCAUCUCUUCGAGCUAGCUGAAUCGCUAUCCUCCUCGCCCAAUUAUGUAGAUGGGGUCAGGAGGAACGACAAACAAAGCAAGUUCCCAUCUACGGAAGUCUUUCAGGGAUUUAACCGGCCGUCUCGUCUAGAGGCCGAUGUUGAGCAUCUUGAAGUGACUGGGAUAAUCCCUGAAGACAUCAACGGUACCUUCUUUCGCAUCCAACCCGAUCAUCGUUUCCCACCAAUCUACGAAUCGGACAUUCAAUUCAAUGGCGACGGCAAUGUGACUGCCGUUCGCAUUCAUAAUGGCCAGGCGGAGUUCAAGCAACGAUAUGUCCAUACGGAUCGUUACAAAUACGAAUCGCAGCACGGCAAGGCCUUAUUUGGAAAGUACCGAAAUCCAUACACAGACAACGAAGCGGUCAAGGGAGUGAUUCGCACUGCAGCCAACACAAAUAUCUUCUUCUGGAGAGGCAUGUUGCUAGCUACGAAGGAGGAUGGACCGCCGUAUGCAAUGGACCCGGAGACGCUGGGGACGAUUGGAAGAUAUGAUUUCGAAGGGCAGGUGCUGAGUCCGACCUUUACUGCGCACCCGAAAUUUGACCCCAAGACUAAGGAGAUGAUAUGCUAUGGAUAUGAGGCCGGCGGAAACGGCAAUGACGGAUCGCGCGAUAUCGUCGUGUAUACGAUCAGUGCCGAUGGGGUGAAGACAGAGGAGUGUUGGUACAAGGCGCCGUUUUGCGGAAUCAUUCAUGAUUGUGGAGUUAGUAGCAACUGGGUUGUGCUUCCGAUGACUCCAUUGAAGUGUGAUAGAGCCCGGCUAGCAAAAGGUGAGAACCACUGGGCCUGGGACCCUCACGAGGAUCAGUGGUAUGGAAUCAUACCUCGAAGAGGAGGAAAGCCGGAGGACAUUCGCUGGUUUCGAUCUAAGAAUGCUUUUCAGGGCCACACUGUCAGUUGCUAUGAGACAGGCGAGGGCAAGAUUGUAUUUGACUUGACAGUUGCGGACGGCAAUGUGUUCUUCUUUUUUCCUCCGGCCGAUGCCCCUGCUGGAACAGUCAAUCAGCGCAAUAAACUGCACAACAAGACGACCCGCUGGAUCUUCGAUCCCGCUGCACCGUCUAAUUCAUGGGUUGAGCCGUUGAUGGAAGUCGACACGCUCUCGGGUGAAUUCUCUCGUAUUGAUGAACGUUUUCUGACAAUGAAAUAUAAUCAUUACUGGCAAGUAAAUAUUGACGACUCGAAGCCAUACGAUGCACAACAAUGUGGGUCUCCAGCCGGGGGACUUUUCAACACCAUCGGCCAUUUCACCUGGGACGGGUCUGCCAUGGAUACUUUCUGGGCUGGGCCUCGUGCAACUUUUCAAGAACCAACAUUUAUCCCACGAGCCGGUAGUACUGAGGAGGGAGACGGCUAUAUUAUUGCGCUGUUGAAUCACUUGGACGUAUUGCGAAAUGACGUCUGCAUUUUCGAUGCGCAAAAUAUUGCGCAGGGGCCAGUUGCCGUACUUCAUUUGCCAUUCAAACUUCGGCUGGGACUGCAUGGAAAUUUUGUUGAUGCACGAGAAAUCAAGGAGUGGAAAGAAAAAAGAGCUUCCAUCCUAGGACAAGUCAAGCCAGCAAGCGCGCCGUUGCCAUGGCAGGAGACGGAGGGUAUGAAGACAGAGAUCAAUGGUGUCAGCGGCAGAUAUCAUCACAAGAGGUUCGAGUAA
Penicillium riverlandense is the source of this 1698-nucleotide messenger RNA. Its product is annotated as carotenoid oxygenase family protein. NCBI's taxonomy places the organism in Eukaryota, Fungi, Ascomycota, Eurotiomycetes, Eurotiales, Aspergillaceae. The record is from RefSeq and is a predicted model, not a curated record. Gene Ontology annotation, biological process: carotene catabolic process. The transcript has 3 exons. Bases 1 to 1698 code for a protein of 565 amino acids. Gene Ontology annotation, molecular function: carotenoid dioxygenase activity.